GUCCCUCCCACUUUAUUUCCUUUGUUAGGCAAAAAUUGGCCUGAAAAAUGACGUUUUGGGUUGGCUUGUGGCCAGGUUUGGCAUUGUGACAUUUGGAGUUUUUAAGGGGUUGAUAACUUGGGUUUGACGUCUGGGCGUCACACGAAAAUUGACUCAAGACCAAGAGUCUCGGACGUCUCUAAUGAGAUGUUAGAUAGGAGGGUUGGGAUAUCGGUUAUACGCCCACAAGCGUACAGCCUUGAUUACAAUUUAUUUUUAUUUCAGAAAAUUCACAUUUCUGGGCUUCGUCACUACUCGACAAAUCACUUAACUUCAGUUAUAGCAAUAAUAAAGCAAUAUGGCCCUUUUAGAAUUGACAAUAUAGGCUUUAACUUUCAAUUAGUCGAUGCUCAUUCAAUAAUCCAUUCAAUAGUCAGAAUCGCCUUUUAUUUAAAUUCAACAGCCAAAAAACCUCAAAAAUCUGUGGAAAUUUUUAACGAACCGGAUAUACACCCAGAGGACUUGUAUCAUAUUAAUUUGUGGUGGCUACCGACAAAAAACAACUGCCCUCUUUUCAAGUUCUGGUUGACACUUCGUUUAUCUGAUGCUUAUGGGAAAUUGUGUCCGGGUAGGGAAAAUAAAUAA
Molecule: messenger RNA, 624 nt
Organism: Meloidogyne enterolobii
Lineage: Eukaryota; Metazoa; Nematoda; Chromadorea; Rhabditida; Meloidogynidae
Source: the annotation of a GenBank genome assembly